Molecule: messenger RNA, 1311 nt
Organism: Cyphellophora europaea CBS 101466
Lineage: Eukaryota; Fungi; Ascomycota; Eurotiomycetes; Chaetothyriales; Cyphellophoraceae
Product: mannose-6-phosphate isomerase, class I
Exons: 4
Coding region: 1-1311 (436 amino acids)
Biological process (GO): GDP-mannose biosynthetic process; carbohydrate metabolic process
Cellular component (GO): cytosol
Molecular function (GO): zinc ion binding; mannose-6-phosphate isomerase activity
Source: RefSeq, a predicted model, not a curated record
AUGCAGGUGCCCUUACUACGCCUACAGUGCGGGUGUAAUAGCUACGACUGGGCAGGGAAGAAGGGAAAGGACUCAGCAGCCGCGAAAUAUGCGGCAGCCACCCCUUCAGAUGGCUUCUCCAUCCAAGAAGACAAGCCCUAUGCGGAGCUAUGGAUGGGCACCCAUCCAUCCCUCCCAUCCAAGGACCUCACGACUGGCCGUUCCUUACUGGACCUUGUCUCCGACAAUGCUGCCCUGAUGGGCCACGACAUCACCUCCAAAUACUCUUCCAAGCUCCCGUUUCUGUUCAAGGUUCUUUCCAUCAACAAAGCCCUCUCAAUCCAAGCACACCCCAAUAAGAAGCUUGCUGAAAAGCUGCACGCUCAAGACCCGAAGAACUACCCCGAUGACAACCACAAGCCCGAGAUGACCAUUGCCAUUACCCCCUUCGAAGGUCUCUGCGGUUUCCGACCCCUCCAGGAGAUCUCUCAAUUCCUCAACACUGUUCAGCCGUUGCGUGACCUUGUCGGAGACAGCAAUGCUAAGAAUCUCGAAUCCGCAGCCACAGGCUCAUCGGCUGAUGCCAAAGCCGCCUUGCGCGCUGCUUUCACCGGCCUCAUGAACACGCCCAAGGACACCGUCGCAGCCAAGUCCAGAGCACUUGUCUCUCUCGCCUCGGAGGGCAAGUUGCCAGACGACCUCUCCGAGUUGGUUACUCGAUGCAAUGGUCAGUUCCCAGCCGACAUUGGUCUUUUCGUGCUCUUCUUCCUGAACUAUGUGCGCCUCGAUCCCGGACAGGCCAUGUAUCUCAAAGCAGAUGACAUCCACGCCUACAUAUCUGGAGACAUCAUCGAAUGCAUGGCAAGCUCCGACAACGUCAUUCGGGCAGGCUUCACCCCCAAGUUUCAGGAUGUCAACACGUUGACCGAGAUCCUGACGUAUGACCACGAGCCAGCGGAGAAGCAGGAGCUAGUCCCUGUCGAUUACCCGUAUGCAAAAUUGGACCGCACGGCCUACAGCAGCGGAUCGGAAUGUCUGCUGUACGACCCACCCAUCGAGGAAUUCUCGGUUGUCCGCACCCUCCUCAAGGAUACAGGAGCCAAAUGCACAUUCGAAGGCAUCGCCGGUCCCAGCAUCAUCAUUUGCACGAACGGCAGUGGCAAAAUCAGCGUAGGGCCCAAAACCGAGGACAUCAAGGAAGGAUGGGUAUACUUUGUAGGAGCAACAGCGGAGGUCGUGCUGGAGAGCCAUGGCGACGAGUUUGUGACGUUCCGAGCAUUCUGCGAGAUCGGCGGUCAAGUUCACGCCGCGAACGGUGCCAAUGGCGCGUGA